UCGAAGGCGAAAAAUUCAACUCGUGUGGUCAUACAGAUGCAAUGGAUGGAAAUAGUCAGCAUAUUAGAUCAUGGCUCUGGACUCUUUAUAGACCCCAUCAAUCCUCAGUCGCGGCAAACCAGACCUCCCAAAUUCCAUUCAGCAAAUCCAUAACUGAUAAAAGGAAUAAACUCAUCUAACACAAAAUGCGUUUUUCGUUCGUGUCUGUCGUUUCCCUUCUUGCUCUGGGCACUCUCAGCAACGCCCUGAAAAUCCGCGACGGCUCCGGCCAGGGCGUCGAGGAUAGUGGAAGCACCCAGAACGGCGAUGACAGUGGAGAUGCCGCGAAUGGUGAAUCCAGCGGAGACAUGGCCAACGGCAAUGGCAUUGAAGACAGCGUACAGGGUAACGGCAGCGGGGACUCUCAGAAUGGCAACGGCAACGCGGACCCGCCCAAUGGCAACAACAACGGAGAUCCCCAUCACGACGACGACGACGACGAUGACGAUGAUAACAACAGCGGCAUCAAACGCAUUUGCCCCCAGCUAGCAACCCAAGACAAAGGCUGCGUUCGCUACACACGAGGUUUCGACGUCACCGGCGUCGUCAGCGAAGUCGACCUCGCCUUCCCCGAAGUCGCCAGCGAGUGCGACUGCAUCCAAGCGUGCCUGGACAUGCCCGGGACCUGCGCCAGCUACGCGUGGACGUUUUCCACGGCCGACGCCGUCGACUCCGGCUACCGCACUUGCACCUUAUACUCCGAUUUCAAUCUCCCCGGCAGCGUGGCGAUCCAGUUUGAUCUCGAGAGCGCCAAUAACCAGAACAUCAACGCGGCGCAGAUCACGUCCGAGGGAGCGAAUCCGGAUAUUGGCGGCCCGGUUCCUCAGGCCUUUCAGGACCUCGACAGUCUCGUUCCUGAUCCUGAUGCGGUUUCUGGCCCCGUUUGGCUUCUUGCUAAUGGGGAGGUGCAGUGUUAGUGGGCUGUGUGGGUUUCUGGGUGGUCUUCCCUAUCGAGUGGGAUUGGAGGGCUGAUGGGUAUUGGUGGUUGUAAUGUGGUUUGUAUUGGGUGUUUCAGAGAGGGAUCGUUGAGUCGAGAACCUUUUUGAUAGGUGUUUUGACGGUGUUAUAUUCAAAGAUAAUUGAUGAUAUUUGGCUUGAUAGUGUUAUAAGAUAGUGUCA
Messenger RNA from Aspergillus campestris IBT 28561, 1158 nucleotides. RefSeq lists its product as uncharacterized. The record is from RefSeq and is a predicted model, not a curated record. The transcript has a single exon. Bases 348 to 956 code for a protein of 202 amino acids. Lineage: Eukaryota; Fungi; Ascomycota; Eurotiomycetes; Eurotiales; Aspergillaceae.